This is a messenger RNA of Poecile atricapillus (Black-capped chickadee), 5451 nucleotides long. RefSeq names its product SWI/SNF-related, matrix-associated actin-dependent regulator of chromatin, subfamily a, containing DEAD/H box 1 (gene SMARCAD1). The coding region runs from base 173 to 3244 and encodes 1023 amino acids. Lineage: Eukaryota; Metazoa; Chordata; Aves; Passeriformes; Paridae. Gene Ontology annotation, cellular component: nucleus. Gene Ontology annotation, molecular function: ubiquitin binding; ATP binding; DNA binding. The record is from RefSeq and is a predicted model, not a curated record. The transcript is spliced from 24 exons.
CAGCCCCGCGCACCGCUCCUGAGGGGGAGCGCGUCCUGCUCCCGCUGCCCGGGCCUCAUCCCGCCCUCCCACACUCCUGCCCCGGGGGCCGGGCCGGCCCCUGCCGGCCGCCGCUGCUCCCUCGCACCGCCCCGCCGCGACCGUCCCCCUGCUCGACAGAAAGGUUAAGAAUAUGAGCCUCUACAAUUUGGACCGGUUCCGCUUCGAGAGGAAGGGGAAGGGCGCGGAGCAGGAGUCGCCGUCCCCGCCGGCGGCCUGGGCAGAGGCACCUGACGGUGCUGCCGCGGUCGGUGCCGCUGGAGGGGAUGAGGAGGAAGGUGCGGGUGACAGAAAGAGGCCAGACACUCCGGAUUCGGACGUGACAGAGAGAACUGAGUAUUCCACCAUCCCAGAAACUCCUGAAUCUCAGAGAACAAUGAAAGAAUCUUACUUCAAGCGCCAGCGAGGGGUGCAGUUCCUUGAUGUGUCUGACAGCGAGGAGGAGCCAAGAAACUUCGGUGCUGCCAAAGAAACCCAGGCUUCGAGGGGAGAGAUGGCCGUAAUCUCUGAACCAUCUGAUAAUGAUGAACAGCCUGAAGAGGAAAUGCCCCAGCUGGCACUUGUAAAUGGUGGGGAGCAGCGGCCAGCUGUGAAGGAGGAUGUAGAGGAAGAUACCAGAGACUCAAAGCUGCAAAGUAUGAAGGAACGUUUUCCCCAAAGAAGUGACCAAGAAUUAUUAAAACUGAUAGAAUCAGCAUGUACAAUGGAUGAAGCAGUAGCUGCUGGUUUGAAGCUCAAUAACAAAGCUGCCUCUGGUAAAAGGAAACUAAGUGAAUCUCCCACAAAUUGCAAAACCAAAAAUGAGCGAGUUGCAAAAAAGUCAAAAGCUAGUUAUCUGGAUGACUCAGAACCCAAAAGACAAUGGGAGAGGCAAGAGAUGCUUGUGAAGAAGUUGCAAGGUACAUUCCCUGGAUUGGAUAAGGAGGAGCUGAGAGAAGUACUUGAGGAACAUAACUGGGUGUUUCAUGAUGCACUGGAAGCCUUGAAAAUAUUUGCAGACGAUGAGGAAGGUGUGGAAUUUCCUCCCAAAAGGAAAGUUGCUGACUUGACCGAAGCUUCCACUGAGAGCCAUAGUGAGGAGAGUAAAGAUAAGACAAAGCAGAAAGCUUCUGAGAAAGAGCAGAAUGGCUUUCAGAAAAGGGACAAAGGCAAAAGGAGCAUUUGGAGGGCUGAAAGAGAAACAGAACACACGGAGGACGAGUCUGCUUCCGAAGACGGCGGAAGCUCCCUGGAUGAGGACUACAGCAGCGCUGAUGAAGUCAUGGAGGAUGGCUACAAAGCGAAAAUCCUCAGCUUCCUGCAGGAUGCUUCCCUGAGUGAACUGACUCUGAUUCCCCAGUGUUCUCAGAAAAAGGCUCAGAAGAUAAUAGCGCUCCGGCCCUUUAACAGCUGGGACGCUCUGUUUGCAAAAAUGACAAAGACUUCUGGUUUGUCAGAAGAUAUAGUGUGGAACUGCAAGAUACUGCUGAAGGAGAGGGAUGUGGUUCUAAAGCUUAUGAAUAAAUGUGAAGACAUUUCCAAUAAACUGACAAAGCAGGUAACCAGGAUUACUAGAGACGGAGAAUACGGAUGGAACAUAGAGCAACCCUCCAUUCUGAAUCGCAGUUUGAAACUGAAGCCAUAUCAGAAGAUUGGUUUGAACUGGUUAGCACUGCUGUAUAAACAUGGAUUGAAUGGCAUCUUGGCUGAUGAAAUGGGCUUAGGAAAAACAAUUCAAGCUAUUGCAUUUCUGGCUUAUCUCUACCAAGAGGGCAAUAGAGGUCCCCAUUUGAUAGUUGUGCCAGCUUCAACAUUAGAUAACUGGAUAAGAGAAGUUCAUCUGUGGUGUCCUGAACUGAACGUCCUCUUUUACUAUGGAUCCCAGGAAGAUAGGAAACAUCUCAGGGUGGACAUUCAUAAUAAAGUCGUUGAUUUCAAUGUGAUUGUGACUACAUACAACUCUGCAAUCAGCAGCUCAGAUGAUCGAGGACUGUUCCGCAGGCUGAAGCUUAACUAUGCAAUUUUUGAUGAAGGUCAUAUGCUCAAGAACAUGAGCUCUGUCCGCUACCAGCACCUCAUGACAAUUAAUGCCAAGAAUCGCUUGCUGCUAACAGGGACUCCAGUUCAAAAUAAUCUGUUGGAAUUGAUGUCCCUCUUGAAUUUUGUCAUGCCCCAUAUGUUCAGCAGUAGCACAAGUGAAAUUCGAAGGAUGUUCUCUUCAAAAACAAAGAGUGCUGAAGAACAAAGUAUAUAUGAGAAGGAGAGAAUUGCACAUGCAAAACAGAUAAUAAAACCAUUCAUCUUGAGAAGAGUAAAAGAUGAGGUUCUUAAACAACUACCUCCCAAAAAAGAUCUCAUUGAACUGUGUGCCAUGUCAGAGAAACAGGAACAACUCUACUUGGCUCUCUUAAACAAACUCAAGAAAACUAUUAACAGUAAUGAGAAAAACUCCGAUAUGGGAAAUGCAAUGAUGCAACUCAGAAAAAUGGCCAAUCACCCUCUUUUGCAUCGUCAAUAUUACACAAAUGAAAAGCUCAGGACGAUGUCUACCCUCAUGCUCAAGGAACCCACACAUCGUGAUGCUAACCCUGACCUUAUCUUUGAAGAUAUGACAGUAAUGACAGAUUUUGAGCUGCAUGUGCUUUGUAGGCAAUAUUCUCACAUCAAUGACUUCAUGUUGGACAUGGAUCAGAUCCUGGAUUCUGGAAAGUUUAGAGCACUGGAACACAUUCUCUCCGACCUUAAAGAGAAGGGUGACAGAGUUGUGUUGUUUAGCCAGUUCACUAUGAUGCUGGACAUCUUGGAAGUUUUCCUAAAACACUGGCAACAUAGAUACAUUAGGCUGGAUGGAAAAACACAGAUUUCUGAGCGGAUACAUCUGAUAGAUGAGUUCAAUACUGAUAUGGGUAUAUUUGUAUUCCUUCUGUCCACCAAAGCUGGUGGCUUGGGCAUUAAUCUGACCUCGGCCAAUGUUGUUAUCCUUCAUGACAUUGACUGCAACCCUUACAACGAUAAGCAGGCAGAAGACCGGUGCCACAGAGUAGGUCAGACACGAGAAGUACAAGUUAUAAAACUUAUCAGUAAGGGGACUAUUGAAGAAACCAUGCUCAAAAUCAGCCAACAGAAACUGAAGUUAGAACAAGAUAUGACUGCAGCAGAAUCAGGAGAAGAAGGAGCCAUUCCAGCAGAUAUAGCCACGCUAUUAAAGGCUUCAUUGGGUCUCUAAAAUGUAAAUAUGUUGUGAAAUUCACGGAAGAAAGGUGAUGAUGUACCCCAAGGACUCUUACAUUACUGUUGACCAGGAGUUUUAUGAAUGUUUAUAACUUUUUGUAGUUUCUUUAUUGUAUUGCUCAUGGUAUUAAAAAUUUUUAACACCAGUAUCAUUUUUUGAUGCUUUAAAAGCAUAAAUGGCCCAAAUGUGCCAACCUCAGAUGCUGAAUAAAGGUUUUACAGAUUACUUUUGAAAAUGGGGACCUAAGUAGUAAUUGUUUUAACAAAUCUGCUACUGCUUAAGAUUUGUCAGUAUUUUUGUAAUUAUUUCUACCUCCAAAUAUAUAUAUAUAUAUAUACUGUCUGUUUCACUGGAUUCCGCGUGUAGAUUUUUUUAUAUGUGCCUUAUUUGACAAUGCUCGAGUCUGUUUCUGGUUGUUUUGGUUCAUUUGAUGUUCCAUACUGGUUUUGUAUCAACUUGUUCCAAUAAAAUUCCAUAGACUGACAAAAUGUUUUCGUGCUUGCGGUGAUUUGGGGCAGGUGAGAGGAUGAUAAUGUGCAUGUUACAAAUCAAUUAGGCAGCUCUCAAACCAGCUGGAAUGUUCCAAUCGAACUGACUUGGCUUUGUCCAGCAGCAAUUAAUUACCAGUGUGUCACUAUACUCUAAUUACAAUGGUGUGAGGAUAUUGAUUGUAAAAGCAGAACUCCUGACAAAUGAUUUGGUCAAGUCUGUUGGUAUUCCAGUCAACUGUACAUGAUUUCUGCAAAUUCAAAAUGGGUGGCAAGUUAAAGCUUUUCCAAAACUUGUUUUCCAGGUGUGGACUAAACUGCUUAGCUUUUUCUAGAAAUGUUCUGUGGCUGUGCUGCUAUUCUAAAGUGCACAACUGAAAUAAGGUGAAGAUGCACUGUAUUGUUUGAGAAGGGAUAGGAUAAGAAUCAGUUUUCUAUGCUGCUUUAAUUUCAUUGGUUCUGCUGGACUAAAUAGAUGGAUUGAACAGACAGCUACAGCUAAUUAGAUUGUGUGUUUCUGCUGAGCAUGAUGCUAGCCCAACUCUGAUCCCAUUGUACCUGCAUGUUCUCACCUGCUUGGUUCAAGUGUGGAUUGAAACAAGAUCCCUGCCCUUCAGGGUGGGUUGUGUGGUGUUCUGGAUGUGUAUGGGAUCAGUUAAUGUAGUCUGGAGGAGCAGUGGUUACUCCUGGGGUCAGUAUCUGUCUUUAGGUGCUGUGAAGCUCACUGUUUCUACUCUUUUCAGCUGGGGGUCUCAAGAGAAUGCAGGGCUGCCAUCCUUGGAGGUAACCAGAAGCUACCUGGAUGCAGUCCUGGGCUGCUGGCUCUAGGUGGCCCUGUGUGAGCAGGGGCUUCGACCAAAUGACCUCCAGAGGUGCCUUCAACUAUUCUGUGGUUCUGUUUUUCUUAUUAGGAAAGAAGUACAAGGGGAAAAAAAAAAAGCCACACUCUCUCUGAAGUUAGUUGCUGAAGAGUUUUGGGAUCUAAAGAAGGGAAAAUUGAAGAGCCACAGAAAAGCAUGCAAGGAGUUGCAAAGCAGGUGAAGAUGGGAAUUAGUAAAGCUUGUUUCUUUCUGUUCUGACAGUAUUUGACUUGGUUCUCUUAGGGGUUGUUUGGUGUCAUUCAUGAUUCAGUGAAAUAAUACUUGAGGUGGGAGGGGAAAGUAAAUGUGAAGGGAAAUGCUGUCCCAACAGUGGCGAUUUCCAGUACAGUGUUGCCCAAGUUUGUUGUGGUUUAUCUGCUUACACCACACAAUGGAGACCUCUCACAAGCACUUGUCUCCCCUUGAGUUUGUGUAAACCACUUUCAUCCACAGCUGUCCACACUGCCAGGAUUUCCACCUGCCUUUUCUCCAGUAUUGGAAAAGCAGACCCUUCAUUUUUUCUAAACCUGGUUGCCACCACCAACCCCCAGCUUGUGUCUCCUUCUUACUGGCAUAGAUACUGAGCUGUUGAAUGUUUUUGCAGCUGGUGCAUUUAUGGAGAACUGGUGGAGGUGUAGGCACCAGUUCAGCUGGGCAACUGCUUUUUGGCUUGUUUAGGAAGUUUUUGUUUUCUUCAGGAGCACAGCAUAAACCUCAAGCUUCUCAGGCACUUUUUUCAGGCCCUUGAAUUUUAUUGACUAAGUGGGUCUUUUUUUUUGUUUUGUUUUUGCUUUUUUUUUUUUUGCUUAGUGUCCCAAACAUUUGCUCUCUCCAUUUAACUUGCAUUCCUCUG